Messenger RNA from Mesorhabditis belari, 630 nucleotides. The record is from the annotation of a GenBank genome assembly. NCBI's taxonomy places the organism in Eukaryota, Metazoa, Nematoda, Chromadorea, Rhabditida, Rhabditidae.
AUGGCCGAACUAAACGCGUUGAAUGGAAAUGGAGACGGUUUCCAUAUUCAAGGAGCCAUCCAAGUUGAUGGUGUGACGGGUUGUAACAUCUGUGGUUGGAGCUGUAACACGACCACUUCGAUGGUUAACUUCAAAGUUCUGGGCACUGACAUGUCGACGGUGAUUGUCGAUGACAACACACAUUGUGGCUAUAUAAACAACGAUAAUGACGGACGGUAUGAAUGCUCGAACACUGGUGUGUGGCAAUUCAAAACGACUGCUGGUGUGUCUAUCGAUAUGGGCAAGUACACGUGCUCAAAGGGUGUCCCUUGCUGUCAAUCAUGUACUUUGGCACAGCUGAAUGCGUUGAAUGGAAAUGGAGACGGCUUUAUAUUCAACGUCGAAGGCAUCUCGAAUUGCAACAUUUGCGGUUGGAGCUGUAACACGACUAAUUCGAUGGUUAACUUCCAAGUCUUGGGCACAGAUCUGACAACAGUGAUCGCCAAUGACGACACAAAUUGUGGCUAUAUCAAUAAUGACAAUGAUGGACGAUAUCAAUGCUCAAGCAAUGGUGCCUACGAUAUUCCAGACAGCUACUGGUGUGUAUGCUCGACAUGUGGCAAACACACAUGCUCAAAGGGUGCCGCUUGC